Molecule: messenger RNA, 2809 nt
Organism: Porites lobata
Lineage: Eukaryota; Metazoa; Cnidaria; Anthozoa; Scleractinia; Poritidae
Source: the annotation of a GenBank genome assembly
AUGACACUUGCCGUAACUGCAAGGAAUUUGUUGAGAUUUACAACCACAAAUGUUACAUUCAACAUGUUGAAGAUAUCGAGGAUGAUGAGGAUGACGAGGAAAAGAAACUUUCCCCUCUCACCGUAUUUGCAGACAUUGAAUGUUUGAUAGAACCUACAGAGCAGGGAAAGCAGCUAUUCGUGGCUGAUUUAAUUCGUUAUGCUUCCGAAGAAGAUCCAGCCAGCGUAUCCCAUGCGUUUAGUGGCGAAACAUGCAUUCAACAUUUCAUUGAUGCUAUGAAUGAAUUAUCCGAAGUGGGAGACAAACAGCGAGAUUUAUUUGUAAUUUUUCACAACCUCAAAGGGUUUGAUAGCAACUUUAUCAUUGAGGAACUUUACCGUCAAGGAAUCAAAGUCGAAAACCAACUGACCACAGGCGCCAAAACAUUGAAGUUUCAUUACUGGUAUAUGGAUGCCACGAUUACCUUCAAAGAUUCGCUGUGUUUUCUCCCCAUGCCACUAGCAGAGUUGCCUGAAACAUUCAAUUUCGUGGAGCUCCAUAAAGGUUUCUUUCCGCAUGCGUUCCCUACAAGAGAGAAUUUAUCUUACAGAGGUCGUCUACCAGCAAAGCAGUAUUUUCAACCACAAGCCAUGAAACACAAGAAACGAAAGGAGUUUGAAAAUUGGUACGAGAGGGAAUUGGCAAGACAAGACGACUAUGUCCUCUGGGAGGAGUUAAACAAAUAUUGCCAUUCGGAUGUGAUGGUCCUCAAAGCUGCCUGCCUAAAGUUUAAAGAAGAAUUUGAAGAAGAAGCGGGGUUUAAUCCUUUUGCAAAAUGUGCAACCAUUGCCUCUGCAUGCAAUUUAUUCUGGAGACGAGAACUCAUCCAAGAUGAUACCAUUGCGAUAGAACCCUUGAUCGGUUGGCGUGGCGCGAAUGUAAAUCAGAGCACAGCAGCUCUAGAAUGGUUGUGUUUUGAAGAUUUCAAACUAGGAGGAAACAAAAUACGCCAUGUAAGGAAUGGUGGGGAGCAAAAGGUGAUUGCCCAAGGCGAGGCCCUGUUUGUUGAUGGCUAUGAUGACACCACCAAAACGGUCUACGAAUUUCACGGCUGCUUUUUUCAUGGAUGUAUCAAAUGUUUCCCCAACCAUCGUUACAGAAAGCACAACUGCCAUCCAGAUCGCACCAUCUCAGAAAUUUAUGAAGCCACCUGCAAAAAGACACAGAAGUUACGUAACGCUGGCUAUACAGUGAUUGAAAAAUGGGAGCAUGAUUUUGAGAUUGAGAAGAAGACGCACCCCAAUCUGAUCGAAUUUUUGAAGACCUUUCAGCUGUCUGAGCCAUUGAGCCCUAGAGAUAGCUUCUUUGGUGGUAGAACCAAUGGAGUGCGUUUACAUUGUGUUGCAGCAGCAGGAGAAGAAAUUCGCUAUGUAGACAUCAAUUCGCUUUACCCGUACGUCAACAAAACAAAAACAUAUCCAGUGGGUCACCCUGAGAUUUUGGUCAAUCCAACAAAUCAAAAUGUUGGCAGUUACUUUGGCAUAGCAAAAGUUACGAUUCUCCCACCACCCCAUCUGCAUCACCCGGUACUCCCAGUUCAUAUUGGUGGCAAACUCAUGUUUCCCCUCUGUACACAAUGUGUAAAAGAAGAGCUGGAAAAACCAUGGCUAACUCGUACAGCGGUUUGCACCCACUCUGAGCAGGAACGUUGUAUCACAGGCACCUGGUGUACUCCAGAGUUGCAGAAAGCAGUGGACUUGGGCUAUAGGAUUCUGAAAAUUCACGAGGUGUGGAAUUUUCCACAAAAUCAACGCAAAGAGGGGUUGUUUGCAGACUACGUCAAUAAAUGGCUGAAAAAUAAAACAGAGGCAUCGGGCUGGCCCAAGAAUUGUACCACAGAGGCAGCAAAGUCAGAAUACAUCAAUGCUUACUAUGACCGUGAAGGUGUGCAGCUGGAGCAUGCAAAAGUAGCAAAAAAUGGGGGACGGAAACAAGUGGCAAAACUUAUGUUGAACUCGUUAGUAUCUUUUGUUUCGUAGCAUUUUACUUUGCAGGAUGAAAAUCGUUGAAUACUUAAUCUUAUGUCUUUUCUAUUUGCUUUUCCAGCUUCUGGGGCAAAUUUGGUGAAAGACAAAACAAGACUCAAACCUUUACCGUCACAAGUCCUGCAGAGCUAUAUGCAAUAAUAGAAGAUGUUGGUAACAACAUACACGACAUACGAAUUUGCACUGAUGAUAUAGUAGAAAUUGAUGUCAGUAAAGCUGUAGAAGAGGUCAUUCCAAGCAAUAAAACCAACAUUUUUAUCGCAAGUUUCACCACGUCAUGGGCUCGCUUAGAGUUGUACAAGUAUUUACGGCUGCUGAAACAGCAGGUCCUAUACUUUGAUACAGACAGCAUCAUUUAUCUUUGGCGUAACGGUUUACCCGAAGUGGAGACAGGCCCGUUUUUGGGUCAGAUGAAAGACGAAACCGCUGGCGUACCCAUACAGGAGUUUGCGACAGGGGGUCCAAAAAAUUACACUUACAUGCUACAAAAUGGUGAAACAGAAUGCAAAAUACGCGGUUUUACUCAGGAUGAGCAGGGCAGUGCUCUGUUGAAUUUUGAGUCCAUGAAAAACAACAUUUUAGGUGCAAUCAACAACCCAGGGAAUGCACCACACCCCAUUGCAGUACCAGUAAGCAUCAACAUGGAAACAAAUAGAACCAACAAGAAAAUCUGUCUUACACCCAAAGUUAAGAAUUAUCGCCUUGUCUUUGAAAAACGAGUGAUUAACCCAGUGGACUGUAGCAGCAGGCCUUAUGGCUAUGAUUGGAUAGGCCAACACACCUGA